Ustilaginoidea virens is the source of this 3789-nucleotide messenger RNA. RefSeq lists its product as uncharacterized. Gene Ontology annotation, cellular component: CCR4-NOT complex. Gene Ontology annotation, molecular function: RNA binding; ubiquitin-protein transferase activity. The record is from RefSeq and is a predicted model, not a curated record. Gene Ontology annotation, biological process: protein ubiquitination. Lineage: Eukaryota; Fungi; Ascomycota; Sordariomycetes; Hypocreales; Clavicipitaceae. The transcript has 8 exons. The coding region runs from base 1 to 3789 and encodes 1262 amino acids.
AUGGCGCCGCAAGAUUCCUUCAUAGAAGAGGAGGAAGACGUAUGCCCCUUGUGUAUCGAGGAAUUCGAUCUCUCAGAUCGAAAUUUUCGACCAUGCCCCUGCGGCUAUCAGGUCUGCCAGUUCUGCUUCAAUAACAUCAAGAACAAUAUGAAUGGUCUGUGUCCGGCUUGCAGGCGGCCUUACGAUGAGAAAACAAUAGAGUGGAAGGUUGUCACCCAAGAGGAGGUUGCAGAAUUUCGUGCCAAUAUUCAAAAGAACCAGAAGAAGCGAGCACAAGAGCAGCGACACAAAGAAGUCCAAAAACGUGAAGCCGAGAAAGAGAAUCGCAAAAACCUCAUCGGUCCGGAGUUUUUUGGACAAUACGGCAAUAUUCAGAAAAUAUCCAUAAGCAAUCGAAAAAGCCCCGACGGCCAACAUCAUUCUCUUGGCAUUUACGUUACCUUUGAAAAACCCGAGGAGGCCACGAAAUGUAUUCAAGCCGUUCACGGAUCACAGAACGGCGACCGAGUAUUAAAAGCUCAGCAUGGCACGACCAAAGCAGGAAAUGAUGAUGAUGCUUCUCGGCCCAUGUUUGAUGUUCGUGGCGGCGAAAAGCGAAAGGCUAUGCGUGAAGACGAAGAAUCGCGCAUUGACCAAGAAGACUCGGCGGAUAUCCAUGCCGCAUCCGAAGGCGAACCAGAAACUGGUGGUAGUAUGGCGCUUGGUGGUGAGCCAGAGGACCGAGAACAUGUUGGCGACGGACUUGGCUUUGAUCAGCGGCCAUCGGCGACGCAACCGCCCGUUCAACGCGGAGGCACAGAGGCGCUCUAUGGCGCCAACACUGGCGGUUCUGGCUUCUCCCUCAACUCUGUGGGCAUCGGCCGUUCUCUGACACCUCAGCAGCUCGCUGCUUUCCGAUCUCAGACCGGCCUAGGCGAUCAGUUGUUAUCCGCCCCAAGCAUGUUCCAGAGCCCUGGACACAAUCGUCAGUCCUCCCGCUUCAGUUUUGGGAAUGAGAAUGGGAAUUCUACCACGAACGUCAAGUUAGCCGCCAACCCCAGGAUAAUGGCUCAACAGUCAUCCAUGAUGCCGAGUUCUUUUCAGUCCCAGACGGGCAACCAAUUCUAUGGUAAUUCAAUCCCCGGCCCACCACCUGGGUUAAAAUCCAGCAAUGCAUCACCAAGCAUGUUCGGCCAAGGAUUCGGUGCCGGUUCAACUUUUGGCAACGUUGCCAAAGAUUCAUCCAGUGACCUGCUCCAGGCUCUCAUCGGUCGCAAUAGAGGAGGCACAAGCCAGCCUUCAGAUGCGGGAAAGCUAGAUCUUGCGGACCCGAGUAUCCUGCAGGCAAGAAUGCAGCUCCAGUCACAGAGCAAUGCUGGAGUAGCUGGGCAAGGACUGUUCGGUGGUGGCCAGAGUCAAGAGAACGACCUUCUUCCGCUGGAUGACGCAGCGUUUUCGGUUGAUGCAUUGGUUUCGGACGAAUCGCCUGGCGUGUUUUCUAGCCCCGGCUACGCUCUGGAAGCCGGCACGGCUUGUCCAGUGCCUCCUGGUUUCGCCAUCCCUCCAACCAUUGCGAACUCGCUUGCAAGCUCUCCGAUAUCAUCUUUGGCGUCCCCUGUUGCCAGUCAAUAUCGGCACACGCAUAUUGUACCAGCAUUACCUAAGGCACCGCUGCCACCUGGCUUGGACCAAGGCACGUUUACACCACAGCCGACGCCAAGAAAGUCGGCAGCCCUCAAGUCAGAAGCGAGGAGAAACAGAAUGUCUGCGCCAGACGCCGAAUCUUCAGACAAUGUGGCUCCAGCACCUGCCACGGGAGAGCAAGGAUCAUCAGCACUGCAAGACGAGGAUUUCCCGGCCUUGGGGUCUUCACGACCCAGCAAAGGCCAGUCUGGCAGCCCACACGCGCCCAUCAUCACUACUCCCAAACCUACUCCAGCAGCAAAGCGAGGUGCCGACAGAGUCUUGGACAAACCGUCAGAUACCCAGAGACACCCGCCGCCGACAGCAAGCGUAGACGCCUCGAGCAAGAAUUCCGUGACAUUGGGCACGCAGGGGAUGAACAAGGUCACCAUGCCCGAGGACGCCCACAUUAGGAACAAAUCCGAGAAACCUGUCGAGUCCUCGUCUACUUUCCCUCCAUUGCCUCCUCCCUCCAUUGCCUCACCGUCACCAAUGCAACGCAAUACACCGCGAACACUUCGUGUCAUGUCCAUUCCCAAGAAUGCUGACAUGUCCGCGUCGUCUUCUCCUGUGCAGUCGGUGGCGUCCAAGGCCAUUUCGAUCUUUCAUAGGCCAGACACUCCCAUGAGCGAGAUGGUGAGUGAUACGGCUUCCAUGGUAUCAGCGUCUAUAUCUGCAUCUCGAGCCGGCUCACCUCCACCGAACAAAGUGGGUUCUGCGGCUGUUCGGAACACCACCAAGAGCCAGCAGCGCAAGCAGCGCAAGGAGGCUUUCAAACAGGAUACGAAGACUAUGGCAGAAAUUACCAAAUCAGAACCUGAGGAACACGCACCGGUCAUUGGCAGAAAGAAGAAACAAAAGAAGGAGAAGGAGAAGACGGCUGCGUCGGUGGCCAGCCAUCCAGAGACAGCGUCUUCGACGGCAGAGGAAUUGAAGACACAGCCAACGUCAUCGCAGCCGGAUCAGGGCAAGGCCAAGGGACCUUAUGAGGAACGCUCAAGGACCAGAACGAUGCAGCAGAAGAAAAUGUCCAAAUCCAAGGUUAAAGAGAAGGAGAGGGAGAGGGAGAGGGAGAGGGAGAGGGAGAAGGAGAAGGAGAAGGGCAAGGAGAAAGCAACGCCGACUUCAGCCGCAGCAGCUACAUCGUAUCCAGCAGUAUCGGCUCAAGCCGUACCUGUCGAGCCGAUAGAAUCGGCAGAUCCGGCCGAGAGGCAGCAGUUUGGUCCUGCCUCAGUCUUUGCAGAGAUACGGAAUUCAUUGUGGACAUCGGCUGUCGAAAAGCUGCAGAUACUGAAGCCGGUAAGCAGCAGCUCGUCACGGCCUGACCAUCAACACGCCGCCAACUCUGCGACCCAGUCUGGCUACUGCAAAGACUGUGCCUGUAAGUGCGGAGAGAUUCAAGACGAAGACCUCGCCGCCCUUCGAGCAGGCAAGCCCGUACGCAAACAGUUCCAUGUCGACGGCAGCAGGAUGCUCAUCACACCCAACGGGGAUUGCAUCCGCGGGCUGACGUCGGAAGAGGAAGAUGAUUUCCUGAAUCUGCAGGCCGCCAUCGCGGCGACAGCGGAGAAUCCCGGAUCCUUUGUUGCUCCACGCCACCAGCCAGGCAGCGGCGCAUUCUCCCUCAUCAAGGGACGCGCCGUCCCGAAUGGGCGUCCCAACAUCUUCCCUACGAGUGCUCAGCCACAAGCGCAAGAUCCGAUUGGCAAGCUUCAGCAAGAAGACGCGCUCAGCUACAUCAACCAAUACGUGCUUCCGCGCCUCAACCUCGACGCCGCCAACAUGGGCUUCCCAAAGGGAGCAUCUCCUCUGCGCGAUGCCGCCGCCGCCAGCCUCAACGCUCUAGCUCCCUACUUUUACGGCCCGGAUGCCGCCGCUGGCGUGGGAAUCUACAGCGCCCCCGACGGAGCUCGGGCAAUGCAGGACUUUUCCCCUGGCGGCGGCGCGCCGGCCGCCGAUGUGAGCAAGAUUGGUCCCACCAACGGCUUGGGCGGCAUCUCCUUGAUGAGCGUUGAAGAUGCCGAGGUUCGGCUAGCCGCCGCCCGCAAGGAGACUGACAAGUUGGAGAAGGGCUUGAACGCAGUCAUCAAGCGGAACAGGAGACUCUUGCUCGGGAGCAGCACCUAA